AUGUGCAAGGAGGGGGAGAACUGUCGCUAUUCCCACGACCUCCCGGACCCGGAGGAGGCCGGGGAGGACCGCGGGUCGCCGGAGCCCCAGGCCCCGGAGGAGGAGCUAGGCCCCGGGUCUCCUUGGAAGCCGAGACUGACGAUUCAGCGCUUGGAGCUGUGGGGGGAGCAGAUGCUGAAGGCUGGGCAGGAGGUGCGCACGGCUGGGCAGCAGAUGCGCAACGCUGGGCAGGAGGUUCGCACGGCUGGGCAGCAGAUGCUGAAGGCUGGGCAGGAGGUGCGCACGGCUGGGCCGGAGGUGCGCAAGGCUGGGAAACUGGCGCGCAAGGCCGUGAAGCAGGCGCUCAAGGCCGGGCAGCAGGCGCGCAAGGCCGGGCAGCAGAUGCCCGGUGCAGAAGGCUGGGCAGCCGGUGCAGAAGGCUGGGAAGCCGGUGCGCAAGGCUGGGCAGCCGGUGCAGAAGGCUGGGCAGCCGGUGCAGAAGGCUGGGAAGCCGGUGCGCAAGGCUGGGCAGCCGGUGCAGAAGGCCGGGCAGCCGGUGCGCAAGGUUGGGCGAAUGCCACUGAAUUUGUUCCGGGGCAACCGUACUGGGGCCGUGAGGCGUUCCCCGCCCCCGACCUUCCCCAGCAGAACUUGGAGAUGGAAAGGGAGCGGCGGCUCUGCCGUGACGCCGCCAUGGGGCAGUGCUUCCGCGGGGAGAGCUGCGCGUAUCUCCACGGCGAGCUAUGCGAGCUGUGUGGGCGGCAGGCGCUGCACCCGGCGGACGCCGCCCAGAGGGCAGACCACAUCCAGGCCUGCAUGAACCGCCACCAGCAGGAUAUGGAGCUGUCCUUCGCUGUGCAGCGCAGCGCCGACAAAGUGUGCGGCAUCUGCAUGGAGGUGGUCUACGAGAAGGCCAACGAGGGCGACCGCCGCUUCGGCAUCCUCUCCAACUGCAACCACACCUACUGCCUCCGGUGCAUCCGCACGUGGAGGACGGCCCGGGAGUUUAGGAGCAGGGUGAUCAAAUCCUGCCCGCAGUGCAGGGUCUCCUCGCGCCUGGUCAUCCCCAGCGAGUUCUGGGUGGAGGAUCCGGCGGCGAAGCAGGAACUGACCCGGCAGUACAAGGAGGCCAUGCGCGCCAAGACCUGCAGGUAUUUCGCUGUAGUCAGGGAUUGCUGCCCGUUCGGUGAGAACUGUUUUUACAGGCAUGCGGAGCCGGAGGGCCAGGGAGAGCAGGUGGUGGUGGAGGAGGAGCAGGCGCAGGAGCAGGCGCAGGCG
Myotis davidii is the source of this 1257-nucleotide messenger RNA. RefSeq names its product probable E3 ubiquitin-protein ligase makorin-3. The annotation marks the transcript as partial. The record is from RefSeq and is a predicted model, not a curated record. Gene Ontology annotation, biological process: protein polyubiquitination. Gene Ontology annotation, molecular function: ubiquitin protein ligase activity; metal ion binding. The transcript is spliced from 3 exons. NCBI's taxonomy places the organism in Eukaryota, Metazoa, Chordata, Mammalia, Chiroptera, Vespertilionidae.